Molecule: messenger RNA, 1212 nt
Organism: Symsagittifera roscoffensis
Lineage: Eukaryota; Metazoa; Xenacoelomorpha; Acoela; Convolutidae
Product: glutaredoxin 3-like
Exons: 3
Coding region: 24-1052 (342 amino acids)
Biological process (GO): intracellular iron ion homeostasis
Cellular component (GO): cytosol; nucleus
Source: RefSeq, a predicted model, not a curated record
UUCAGAUUUUGUGCGUGCUUGUCAUGACUAAACUUCAGCAGCUAGAAGACGUACCAGCCGUUCAAAAAUUCAUCACUGACAAAGACCUUUGCUGUCUGCACAUUUUCGCAGAAUGGGCUCCAGAAUGCGCAGAACUAACGAAUGUUCUAGAACUUUUAACGACCGAAUUUAUUGAUGUCAGUUUUGCAUCCGCGAAUGCGGAAAACAUUGAAACUUUUUGCGUGUCUAAAAAUGUCAGUUCUGUGCCAACUGUUUUGUUUUACAAAUUUGGAGACCUUUUUGGCCGGGUGGAAGGAUUUAAUGUUCCAGAUGUGAAAGAUCAGUGUAAGAGGCUCUCAAACUUCGCUGGCUUGAGGCCGAUCAAACCUGUCGGUGAUUCUGUGAAUGGUAACGCGUGUGGGGAUAAAACAGGCGGAAUAUCCACUGAGGAAGCUUUUAAUGACUAUUUGGGAAAACUUGUCAACAGAGCGCCAAUGAUGGUGUUUAUGAAAGGUUCUCCUUCUGAACCCAAGUGUGGCUUCAGUCGACAAACAAUAGAACUGCUCUCCAAUUACAAGAAUGUCAAGUUCGAUCACUAUGACAUCCUGCAGAAUGAGAAGGUGCGACAGGGUCUGAAGAUUUAUUCCAACUGGCAGACAUACCCACAAGUGUAUGUUAAUGGAGAGCUGAUUGGAGGUAUCGAUAUUUUGAAGGAGCUGCAUGAAUCGGGCGAGCUUGCUGACUCUCUUCCCAAAUCAGAAUCCACCGAGGACCGAAUCAAAAAACUGUUAGCUGACAACCAAAUUCUUCUAUUCAUGAAAGGAAAUACACAGGAGCCCAGAUGUAAAUUUAGUCGAGCUCUGAUGGAAAUUUUUAAAGAGCUUCCAUCUGAAAUAAAAUACAACAGCUUCGAUAUUUUACAAGAUGAAGAUAUAAGACAGGGGCUGAAAGAGUUCUCAAACUGGCCAACUUAUCCUCAGCUGUACGUCAAAGGCGAACUAAUCGGAGGACUUGAUAUUAUUAAAGAAAUGCACGCUAGUGGCGAGCUGGUUUCAGCCAUGACUUUAAGCUGAAGUUCAAUUUCCGUCUCGAAAAAUAUUUAUUAGACCUGAAAUUAUGGAGAAAUAUUGACAGUUAAUGAACUGUCGCUACUCGUAAAAUUGCUUUACUCGUGAAGAAUAACGAAACUUGAAGUUUAAAUGGAGUUCUUUGUACUGAUUAUGUAAUCUGAUU